This is a messenger RNA of Ictalurus punctatus (channel catfish), 4015 nucleotides long. Its product is annotated as claudin-3-like. Lineage: Eukaryota; Metazoa; Chordata; Actinopteri; Siluriformes; Ictaluridae. The record is from RefSeq and is marked provisional. Gene Ontology annotation, biological process: cell adhesion; bicellular tight junction assembly. Gene Ontology annotation, molecular function: structural molecule activity. Gene Ontology annotation, cellular component: bicellular tight junction; plasma membrane.
UGGGGGUCCCUGGACCCCACUUUGAGAACCACUGCCAUAUAGAAUACUGUGUUUUACAACAAAUGAUGUUACAACAGUAACAAUAAGCCUACCAACCAUCAGAAAAAGAAGGAAAGUAAAAUAAAGACAAAAGUAAUGUUACAUUGUUAAAUUAAUAUAUUAAAUUAGUUUAAAUGAAUGCUUUGAAAUUAAUGAAGAGUAUUGAAAGUGUUGUUUUAAUAUUUUUAAUUGUAUAGAUUUGGGAUUUUAGAUUUUUUGAAACUGCAGCAUUUAUGCAUUUCACUGUUUCACAACAGUUAGUUUGUGUUUGUAACAAAAGAGUUCUGUUGCAUUACUAAAACUCAGCCCAUUUCUCCAAAACAUACCCAUAAAUUGUUACACACAUAAUACGCCUCUUUAUAGAGAUGAUUCAUUAUAUUGCUAGUUUUUAUAGUCUGGAAUAAAAUGGUUUUAUAUUCUAUACUUGUAGUGUAGAUUCAUAUCAGUCUAAAUGCAUAAAAGAUGAGAUUGAUAGUUUAGCAGUGGUGAUAAAACUGUAAUACUAAUCAUAGUCUGUUUCUUUUGUUCAGUCCCAAUAGUACUUGCACAAUGCUCUAAGAUGGUCAUUGUCUAUAUAUAAACAGGACAGCAGAGAGAAAUUCCCCAUAACACACUUUGUUUUACACACCUGCCAUCACCAACGAGACUAGCUAACCAUUAACCAUCAGGUAACAAGCCAAGCCUUGGACAGUCAUUAUCCUGUAGUUUCUUUCAAUAAACAAAUCAUUGUUGAAACUGUGCUGUGGACCAAGGGAUAAUUGAAAGAUCAGGAAGGAAGGCUGAGGAAGGCCAACCAAUACCAGAGCUGCACCUUAUCAUCUAAUGUCAUUUCUCAGGUAGUUCAGGCUUUUUUACGGUAAGCACUAUAAAGAUUACAAGGGCAGGUCCAUGCAUCCAGAUCACUCUGCCUCGUUCUGACUACAAUGUAACAUGGUGAAUCAGGACAUGCUUGUAAUAUAUUUGAGUUUUGCUAUCUCCAGGAUUAUUGACUUCAUUCUCUGAAUAAAAGUAAGAAAGAGUGAUUAGUGCUAAGUUUACCAGAGGAACAAAGACACUAUGGCUGCAUUGGGGCUUGAGAUUCUGGGAAUAUCGCUCUCUGUUCUCGGCUGUAUCCUCAGCAUUGUGUGCUGCGCCCUUCCCAUGUGGAGGGUCUCUGCAUUCAUUGGAAAUAACAUAAUUACAGCUCAGGUUUUCUGGGAGGGCAUUUGGAUGAACUGUGUGUAUCAGAGUACCGGACAGAUGCAGUGCAAAGUCUACGACUCCAUUCUGGCUCUCCCUCAGGACCUGCAGGCAGCCCGAGCUCUGACCGUAGUGGCUGUUGUCCUGGGUAUCCUGGCUCUUCUGGUGUCUAUUGUGGGAGCUAAGUGCACCAACUGCAUCGAGGACGAGGUUGCAAAAGCCCGUGUGAUGAUCGUUUCUGGUGUCAUCUUCAUAACCGCAGCCAUCACGCAACUUAUCCCUGUAUCCUGGUCGGCCAAUAAGAUCAUUCGGGAAUUCUACAGUCCAAUUGUGCCUGAGGCACAGAAGAGGGAGAUUGGUGCGUCACUGUAUUUGGGCUGGGGUGCUGCGGCCAUGUUGCUGGUUGGUGGCUCGAUUUUGUGUUGCAGCUGUCCACCAGCAGAAAAGCAAGCGAAAUAUAUUCCUGCAAGCCACGUGGCUUAUUCCACGACUAAACGUUCAGUGGCUCCCAGCUCUUACAGCAGGAAAGACUAUGUAUGAAGACAUCUCAGCUGCAUUAGAAUGCUUCAGGUGAUUUUCUCUGAUGUCUUAGUGGUUAGAAAUGCAGCCAUUUGAGCUCAGGUGUCCCAAGCUGGUCAUGUUUUACCUGGAGUGUUUUUAUACACCACACAUCCCAAUGCAUGGACAUCUAAAGGACAUGCUGAAAUGAAUAUUUAUUCGUGUUCUUGUUUUCAGGACAUUCUAUAUAUUCUUAAGAUUUCAUUCUUGUUUACCAUUGAACCAUAUGUCAAUUUAGAUACAGGGUAAGUCAAUAAAUGUUUAUUUGUUUUACUUGUUUUAUUUUGGAACUUGAACUAUUGAUAUUGUGAUCUGUUGUUAAAAAAAAAAAAGUUUCAUUCCUAUCCAUUUUUAGGCCUUUUUUAUUUAAUUAUAAGAAAUAGAGUAAACAUAAUGUAACAUUAUUGCAUUUGUGAUCACGUUUUAAUCAGUAUCUAUGUUUAAAUGUACUCUCAUGCAAUCAAGUUUAUUAGCAUGCUUGUGAAUGAUCAAAAUAUUACAAUAAAUAUGUUUUUCAAUAUUUCAGCUUAGCGUCUUUUAAAUGUAUAAUUCAUGAUUAUGCCAGGCAUUUAAAUACUUAUAAAGCCUAUAUUUACAAUCACUGUUUAACAUGAUAUUUAGUCAUUUGCAAUAGCAUGAUAUUCAAUACUUUGCGAUAAUUAACUAAUAAGUCUUUGCUCAUUAGUCAAAUCAAUUGAAAGUCACAUUAAGAGUUCAUAUAUAACUUAAAAUAUUCUCUAUAGGCCAAAACAUUCUCACAUAUAAAUAAUUUGUAUAUUUCUGCUCAUAAUCUAUCAUCAUAAGUAAGCUGUUGAAACCACACACACAUUUUGCUAACCUGUCUAUUGAUUAGCAGCCUUACUGGCAUCUAUCAGUAGUGAUUAUUAUCACAGUCUACAAUUGUAUGUAGUGAUAUAACCUGCAAAAGUAGCCAUUGGUAUCCCAACCCUUAAGUAAGCUUGCUAGCAUUGCAGUGAGGAACUAUCACUGGAGACUGUGGACUUCAAUGCAAAAUAAAAAGCUAAUAGCUUUAUUAAAUAUGUUUGACAGCUAGCUUGCUAUAGGUUACAGAAAUGGAUUGUUAUUAGAGUAGCUAAAUGUAAAUAGCUAAGUAAGUAUUCAGAUUUUUUUAUUACAAAAUAUGUUCUGAAAUAAUAUAUUUUAUCAAAUAAAAUAUCAUGAUAAAAGUUCAUAGCAGUAGGUAAACAUUAGCUAUAUAACUUACAUUAUUUACAUUUACAUUUAUCUCAUUAAGCUGAAGAUUUUAUCCGAAGUUACUUACGAUUGAGACAUUCUGUACAACUGAGCUGUGGGUUAAGGGCUAAGUAUCUACUGUAAGCACUAUAACAUAGAUAGGAUCCUCAGACCAACACACUGUAAACAACCCAUGGUCGGUGGUUGCAAUGUUAUGCUAUCUACACCGUUGCACAGUACAUUCAGUAAAGCAAUAAAAGUUUAUAACAAAAUAGAUGGUAAUAAAUUAAUGUUUUGUUAAACACAUACAGCUGUACAUAACUUAUUAAUGUUUGCAGUGUUUGUUCCAGGAUCAAACUGAGUUAACGAUAAUAACACAAGAACUUAAGAACAGCAUUAUUUGAAUCCUGUUCACAGAUUGCCCUUGUGACUUAUAGCAGUAAAAUUGUCUUAGUGUUUUCUCUCUCUCUCUCAGUCCAAAGCCACACUACUGUAUUUCAGAGUAAACAGACCAUAAUGGGUUUGACUCCACUGUCUGCCAUUCAGUGACCCUCACAGAGAGUUUGACAGAGUUGUUCAAAGAGAUGUAUUUGACAUUAAAGCUUAGAUAAAGUUACCAUGUGUAGAUAAGGGUUUGUUUUAAAAAAAAAUGGAGAGCCAGAAAUUCUGAAGGAAGUUUGGAAGAAAUUUCACUAAAAGUAACAGAAAAAAAUGGUUUAUGAAAUAGUUCACAAAUCAACUGUUAGAAACUGUAAACAUAUUUCACCAAAAUGACAUGGGAAUAUUUUUAUUUCCUUUUAAAUCUUGCCUAGGCCUACUUCCUGUAGAGAUCAUGUUCAGUAAGAACUCGUCCCUUAACAAACACUGUGGUAAAACAGCCAAUCUGCCUAAAGAUGUCUAAACCCUUACUAACCAGUUCAGUUUUUAAUCAGACACAUCUAAUCAGACCAUCACAGGCAUUGUAUAAAUGCCUGUGAUGCUCCUCUGCCACAUUCAGAAUGAAAUUUUUCAAUGCAGUUUGUUUGUUUUUUUAUUUAUUUUAUUU